AUGGAGGCAUACCUGUUAUAUCAAAGAUUGUCUAUCCUGUCGCAGCGUUGGAACUUCUCAGAAGAAACAUUAGCUCUCUACAAGCGGCUUCUCGCAAGACUUAAACGCGAUAUCCUCCAGCCACAGACGAUCCCGGUUACAGAUCAAGACGAAGCACCUCCCGCACUCCCAACUGCCAUCGCCACUUUUGUUUCAAUGGCAUUAGAUAUCUCGUUGGAGGGAAUCGACGAGAUGUGGCAAGUCUUGAAGGAUACGAUAUGGGAUAUGGACCCAGGACGACCAACCAAGGAAGAGCUGGGUCUCUUUCGUCAUUAUGGGUGGCCUCUAGGAAUAGUGGCUUAUACUUUGUACCCUCCGAAUAUUCACUGUAUAAACCACGAUUGCACCCGUACCAACCCCCUCAAACGCGAGCUCUCAAUGUCGUCAGUUUUGGCAUUCACAAAGGACGAUGGUGUUCAGGCAGCAUAUGAGGUGGUAACCUACUGUCCAGACUGCAAUACAAGCUACCACCACAACUACUCGGUACAGGACAAGACGAGGAGAUACUACGAGGCAAUGCCAGAGUUUAUUCAGGUUGGAGAGCACCAGUUUGUUCACGUACCUGUGAUACGCCUGUGGAUAACACAGAUGCUGUUUGGAUGGUAUUCAUUCUCCAAUGCAGCAGCAUCCUAUAGCGCAGCAUUCAACAAUGACGAGGAAAGCUAUGACCGAAGAUUUUGGCGUCUCUCCCCUGAGCUACGACAGGAGCAUGCAAGCGAUGGAUUUUUCAUCCUGAGCUUGCUGGAGGACUGCCGUCGGCGAGGUUUUGUCCUUGAGGUACCACAUAGUGGGGACCAAUCCAAGCGUUUCCAGGCUGCGCUAGAGGCCAGGAACGAAUGGAUUAUACUCAAUGGCCAGCCGGAUGCAGUUCGCCAUGCAUGCGACAAGUGCAUGCGGGUGUAUCGUGAUUUAGACGGAUCCUACAUAUCAACACAGGCUAUUGUCAUGGAUGGCAUUAGUAUAGGACGCCCUUGCUGUGGCGUCUUCCGCUGUACAACUCCUCUCGAGAAUAAUCGACAUCGUUUUUGUCCUGAGCACUAUUUCCAUCAUUACUUGUGCGCUGUAAAGGGCUGUGUCCGGCCUGUAGUCUUCAAGAAUGAGCGCUUAUCCGAUGGGACCACCAAGUCAAAGCCCAUGAAGACUUGCAGCGACCCGAUUCACCAGCAGAUGGAGCAGCGGAGCAAAGAGCGGAGCACUGGCUCCUUUCUCUUGAAGAGCCGUCUCCAACAUGCUCGUGUCUCCCAGCCACUGGAAGCUAUCUCUACCUCCAGCACGAUACCCUCCCAGGACCUUCAAGAAGACAUCGAACACUAUGUGGUCACCGACAGAGGUGUAAUGCUUGAGGUGGAAAAGAAUCCAGGAUCAGUCGGCACUACCAACGACAUGGAACCGGACGACUGCCCUUCGAAGAAGUCAGAGGAAGGGAAUGGGAAGAAGCUCUCCGCCCAGAUGGGGAGGGAGCGUACUCACAAUGACCAGACUCUGGUCAGGCCGGGUGGGAGGCUCUAA
This is a messenger RNA of Coprinopsis cinerea okayama7#130, 1548 nucleotides long. RefSeq lists its product as hypothetical. Bases 1 to 1548 code for a protein of 515 amino acids. The record is from RefSeq and is a predicted model, not a curated record. Lineage: Eukaryota; Fungi; Basidiomycota; Agaricomycetes; Agaricales; Psathyrellaceae. The transcript is spliced from 6 exons.